UUGGUAACGGCGAACGCCCUCUGUAUAUUACCCUGCAGGUCGUCUUCACCAGCCCUGACAAAUUCCGCCGUCACUGCCAUGUCUUCUAGUCGCAACUCGAGUGGCGGCGGCAAGAUGCAGAAACGUGGGAAGCAGCAGACCCGCUCUUCACGAGCUGGCGUGACAUUCCCAGUUGGCCGCAUCCACCGCCUCCUGAAGAAAGGCAACUACGCUGAGCGCGUCAGCGCCGGUGCGCCAGUUUACUUGGCGGGCGUGCUCGAGUAUCUCACCGCCGAGGUCCUCGAACUGGCCGGGAACGCAGCGCGGGACAACCAGAAAUCGAGGAUCACGCCGCGUCACCUGCAGCUGGCCAUCCGAAAUGACGAAGAACUAAACAAACUGCUCGCUGACGUGACUAUCUCGCAAGGUGGCGUAAUCCCGCAAAUUCGUCCAGAACUACUCCCCAAAGCGAGUAGCAGCAAGACAAAGAAGCCGGGCGAUCCCGGAAAAGGCAGUCAGGACCUCUAAGUAGUCUUCAUCCUGCUGUCAUUUUCUAUCAGAACUUCGUUUUUAAUCUGACUCUCCAUCAUACAUUUGGUGCUUUGAAUGAAAAAAAAAGACUGCUCAUCGCGAAUAAAAUUUUUAUGUGAA
This is a messenger RNA of Rhipicephalus sanguineus (brown dog tick), 630 nucleotides long. Its product is annotated as histone H2A-beta, sperm. Gene Ontology annotation, molecular function: structural constituent of chromatin; protein heterodimerization activity; DNA binding. Gene Ontology annotation, cellular component: nucleosome. The record is from RefSeq and is a predicted model, not a curated record. Bases 79 to 507 code for a protein of 142 amino acids. NCBI's taxonomy places the organism in Eukaryota, Metazoa, Arthropoda, Arachnida, Ixodida, Ixodidae. The transcript has a single exon.